AUGGCUGAUUCCACUUCCAUCGAUGCUUCCUCCACUCCUCCGGUGGUUACCUCCGCAACUCCUCCUCCGGCCCCGCCGGCCAAAUCAGAUUUUCACCCGGCCCUAGCCGUUUCGAAUAUUAGGAAUAACAUUCCUAUUAUUCUUGACGUGAAGACUGACCGCUAUGGCACCUGGGCGGAGCUGUUCCGCAUUCAUGCUCGUUCUCACCGAGUUUUGCAUCACAUUGUCCCUACUGCGGACAAACCACCUCCACCAGUGACUGAUCCUGCCUAUGAGCAGUGGGCCACUUUGGAUGCUACGGUCCUUCAGUGGAUUUAUUCCACCAUCUCUGUUGACCUGAUGACUACCAUCAUGGAGCCUGGCUCCACUGCCUUCACUGCUUGGACGCAUCUAGCGGAUCUGUUUCAGGACAAUCAGAACGCUCGUGCAGUCACCCUCGAGCAGGAGUUCUCUACUGUUCGCAUGGAGGCAUUCCCGACCGUCGCUGCCUACUGCCAGCGUCUGAAGACGCUUUCUGACCAGCUUCGUGAUGUCGGUGCUCCUGUGAACAAUCACCGUCUGGUUCUGCAGCUCAUCUCCGGCCUCACCGAUGCAUACAGGGGUAUUGCUACUUUGAUCCGUCAGAGCAAUCCGCUCCCCUCCUUUCAUCAGGCUCGCUCCAUGCUCACCUUAGAGGAAGCCAGUAUGGCUAAGAUGAAACCCACUGAGUCUCAUGCUGCCUAUGUUGCUACUCAGCCGCGUUCUUCUGAUGCCUCUUCUCAGAGUUCUGAUCGCCGGGCCUCCAACCGUUCACGAUCCCACAACUCUAAGGGUCGUGGUGGGAGUCGUGGAAACGGUGGAGGAUCCCGCAGUGGCACCUCUCAGGGCUCCUCUCCUCCGAUGCCUCCUCAGCAACAGUACUUCCCCUACCAGCAUUGGGGAUGGGCUCCACCUCCAUGGGCCAUGCCUCCGUGCCCAUAUCCUACUUCUCAGUGGACUCGUCCUUCUGCUCCUCCUCGGCAACCUGGCAUUCUGGGCCCGCGUCCUCAGGCUUAUGCUGCUUCGGCCUCCUCCGUGCCCACUGAUCUUGCCACUGCCAUGCACACCAUGACGCUUGCUCCUCCAGAUAGCACCUGGUACAUGGACACUGGAGCAUCAUCUCAUGUAGCAGCAUCACCAGACGGGGAUUCCACUCAUGAGAUGUAAUAGUCCUGGCGACCUAUACCCAGUCACUCCGUCUUUUCCGUUUGCUGGUCUAGCUCAGAGUCUCUGGCACAGUCGUCUUGGUCAUCCCAGUUCUUCUGCCUUGCAGU
Lotus japonicus is the source of this 1292-nucleotide messenger RNA. RefSeq lists its product as uncharacterized. The transcript has 2 exons. The coding region runs from base 1 to 1185 and encodes 394 amino acids. The record is from RefSeq and is a predicted model, not a curated record. NCBI's taxonomy places the organism in Eukaryota, Viridiplantae, Streptophyta, Magnoliopsida, Fabales, Fabaceae.